GUAGGUGUUGCAGAAUUAAUGUUCUCAGUUCGUGGAACUGACACCAACAGCUUCAUUGCAGGAAAAAGUGUACACAAUCAACGGAUCGAGCGCCUCUGGCGUGAUGUCUUCAUGAGUGUUACUGGUUUAUAUUACAACAUCCUGCACUCUCUGGAAGACCAAGACUUGCUCGACAUCAGUAACAUCCUUCACCUGUUUUGUUGCCACUAUAUUUUCUUGUCUCGCAUCCAGGCCAGCCUGGAUGUCUUUAGAGAUGCGUGGGACAACCAUCCAAUCAGGACAGAGGAAAACAUGACACCAAAUCAGCUGUGGCAUCUGGGCCAGGCUCUGAAUCCUGUUUCUGAUCCAGGGGCAAAUAGUAUACCGACACCAGAGAUUGAAUGGGAGGAGAAUGGAUACAUGACUGAACCUCAUCCUGGGAUCAAUGUCCCUGUACUGGACAGUCCUCUUUCAGAUCAUGAAAUGUUGGAACUGCAGGACAGCAUUAAUCCGAUGCAACAUUCAGACUCUUUUGGAGUGGACAUAUAUCUUCACACUGUCCAGUAUGUUGAGAACUUACCUUCUCUGCAGACAAUGUUUAAUAUGAGCUUCAAGAGGUCUCUGCCCCUAACGGGGUUUGCUUUCACAUAG
Nothobranchius furzeri (turquoise killifish) is the source of this 630-nucleotide messenger RNA. The record is from RefSeq and is a predicted model, not a curated record. NCBI's taxonomy places the organism in Eukaryota, Metazoa, Chordata, Actinopteri, Cyprinodontiformes, Nothobranchiidae.